Punica granatum (pomegranate) is the source of this 2165-nucleotide messenger RNA. The record is from RefSeq and is a predicted model, not a curated record. Lineage: Eukaryota; Viridiplantae; Streptophyta; Magnoliopsida; Myrtales; Lythraceae.
ACCCAUUGUUAUGUUUAUGUUUAUGUUUAUGUUUAUGUUUAUGUUACACACUCUCUCUCUCCCUUACAAAAGAAAAGAAAUAUCUAAAAGCCCCUCCACCACCACACCCCACCACCACCACCACCACCUCCACCACCGAGCAUCAUCGGCCCAAGAAUCUCCCCGACAGCACCACCAACUGAAGUGAACCGUAGCAACCUCAGCUCAGGCGACGCGACCUCGGGACGACAGCUCGCCCCUCGACGUAGUCGCAGCUCCUCCCCUUGCCACAAACCCUAUAUUGGAUCGAAACAGCAGUAGCAGCGAGAUGUCCCUCGAAGAUUCCCUUAGAUCCCUGUCGUUGGACUACCUCAACCUCCUCAUCAACGGCCAGGCCUUCAGCGAUGUCACCUUCAGCGUCGAGGGUCGCCUUGUCCAUGCUCACCGCUGCAUACUCGCCGCCCGUAGCCUCUUCUUCCGGAAGUUCUUCUGCGGACCUGACCCCCUUUCUCCCCCUACAGGGAGCCCGAGGGGCUCCGCUGGGGGCGGGGUGGUGAUACCGGUGAACUCGGUGGGUUACGAGGUGUUCCUGUUGGUGCUACAGUUUCUGUACAGCGGGCAGGUGACCAUCGCGCCGCAGAAGCAUGAACCCCGCCCCGACUGUGGUGAUAGGGGCUGCUGGCACACCCAUUGCUCCUCCGCCGUCGAUCUCGCCCUCGACACCCUCUCAGCAGCCCGGUCCUUUGGCAUCGAGCAGCUCGCUCUCCUCAGUCAGAAACAAUUGGCAAGCAUGGUGGACAAGGCUUCUAUUGAGGAUGUGAUGAAAGUGCUAAUAGCGUCAAGAAAGCAGGACAUGCACCAAUUAUGGACUACCUGCUCCCACUUAGUCGCAAAGUCGGGUUUGCCCCCCGAAGUCCUUGCCAAGCACCUCCCGAUCGAAGUGGUGACGAAAAUUGAGGAGCUCCGUCUUAAAUCCUCGAUUGCAAGGAGGUCGACCCUCCUGCCACAUCACCAUCAUGGCCAUGGACACCACGAUCUUGGAUCAGCUGUUGCUGCCGCUGCAGCCGAUCUCGAGGACCAAAAGAUACAGCGGAUGAGGAGGGCGCUGGACUCGUCUGACGUUGAGCUUGUCAAGCUCAUGGUGAUGGGCGAAGGACUUAAUUUGGAUGAAUCAUUAGCCCUACAUUAUGCAGUCGAGAAUUGUAGCCGGGAAGUGGUUAAGGCCUUGCUAGAGCUCGGGGCUGCUGAUGUGAACUACCCAGCAGGCCCUGCGGGGAAGACCCCGCUCCACAUUGCUGCAGAGAUGGUGUCUACCGAUAUGGUGGCGGUCCUUCUCGACCAUCACGCCAACCCCAACGUCCGAACUGUGGAUGGUAUAACCCCCCUCGAUGUCCUCCGAACCCUAACCUCUGAUUUCUUAUUCAAGGGGGCCGUUCCCGGAUUGAACCACAUUGAGCCCAACAAGCUCCGCCUAUGCCUUGAGCUUGUCCAGUCGGCUGCCCUAGUGAUAUCUCGAGAAGAAGGGAAUGCUGCCGCUUCAGCCACCACCACGGCCGUAUCCAUCUACCCACCAAUGAGCGAUGGGCAUAGCAGUGGCAGUACUAAUCUCAACCUUAACUCAAGAUCGACGGUGUAUCUGAAUCUCGGGGCUCAUCAUGUGGGAUCUAGGAUCGAUCGCGACGAUGAAGGUACUAGGGUGCAGAGGGAAUCCUCGAUGAGCCGACACGGGUCUCAUCAAAGCAGGUGCGACCCUUCAUUGUACCACCAACACCACCACCAUCAACCCCAUGACUUCUAGCUCAGGUCUUGCGAAAUCGAAUUGCUACAAACUAUAUCGGCACGGGUGCAUGGUAAUCAUAGACGUUAAGGAAGAGUUGCACUUGCACUUAAACUCAUUAACUCAGAGAUCCUUGGAUCAUAUUUCUUCUUAAUUAAUUAAUUUCCUCCAAUAUUUGUCUAAUUGGCUUCUCCUCUCUUUUUUUUCUCCUCAAAAAAGAAAUAUUAAGAUAUAUAUAUAUAUAUAUAUUAAUUACCUUAAUUGAUUCAGUGGUUCAACAUUCACGAAUAUGGACCCAAUGGCACUGUAAAGUAUCGAACAAGAAUAUUAUUUUUUUCGACCCUACUCGACUGGAUUAGUCGGGGCCUAAUUGAAUCUCCGGAUAUCAUGGUACACACCGAAAAAAAAA